This is a messenger RNA of Eurytemora carolleeae, 2879 nucleotides long. Its product is annotated as polypeptide N-acetylgalactosaminyltransferase 5-like. The record is from RefSeq and is a predicted model, not a curated record. Gene Ontology annotation, cellular component: Golgi apparatus. The transcript has 27 exons. The annotation marks the transcript as partial. Gene Ontology annotation, molecular function: protein binding. NCBI's taxonomy places the organism in Eukaryota, Metazoa, Arthropoda, Copepoda, Calanoida, Temoridae.
AAUGGAAAACAAUAAAAAUUUAUAUUUAAAUGAGGAACACAAUAUACAGUAUAGAUAUAAACGGUGAAGUACAAUAUUUUUACCUUUAUUUCCAGUCAACACGAAAUAAAGCUUGGACUCCUGACAAGAUGAUGCCAAGGAGACGGAGAACUCAGGUCUUCAAGUUGAUCUUCAUCUUCUCUAUCCUUUAUUUCGUAGCUUUCAGGAGUUCAGACACUUCUCAACUUUCACAGUUUUGGGAUAAAACGACGACAACGAAGAAGGAUAACUUGGAUUUGCAACAAGAGCUGAAGGAACCAAACCUAGCAAGGAAGGAAGAAGAGAACCUGGAGGGAAACCAGGAGAACAAGGAAAACCAAGAGAAACAGGAGAAACAGGGAAACCAGGGAAACCAAGAGAACCAGGAGAACGAGAGAAACCUGAAGAACAAGAGAAACCAGGAGAACCAGGGAAACCAGGAAAACCAGAAUGAAGAUAAUGCUAAGGAGGAUGCAGAGAACCCUGAUGAUGAAAAGAAGGAACCUGAACCUCUGAAAGUGAUCCUUCCCCCACAGAACCCUGUAGGACCAGGAGAAAUGGGGGAAGCAGUUGAGAUCAAGGAUCCAGAUCCAGAAACCAAACUGAAAAUAGAGGAUGGAUAUAAAAAGAAUGCAUUUAAUCAGUAUAUUAGUGAUAUGAUAUCUUUACACAGAUCCCUUCCUGAUCUCAGAGAUGAUUGGUGUAAAGCACCAGACAGACAUUUAAAAAAUCUUCCUCAAACCUCAGUGAUACUAACAUUCCAUAACGAAGCUCUUUCCGUCCUACUCAGAUCAGUUCACUCUAUCCUAGACAGGUCUCCACCUGAGCUAAUAAAAGAGAUCUUAUUGAUUGAUGAUGGGUCGGAUAUGGAGCAUCUCAAGGACGAGCUGGUGGACAACAUUAUUCCACUCGGCAAGGUUCGAGUGAUCAGGACUAAUGAGAGAGUUGGACUUAUCAGGGCUAGACUUAUUGGAGGAAGUCAGGCUACUGCCCCGGUUCUAACUUUUCUAGGUUUAGUCAUUUUUAAAAUUAGUUUUAGAUGUGGAAGCUACUUCUCUGUGGGAGGAUUUGACUGGGGUCUGCAGUUUAACUGGCAUUCUCUACCAGCUCAUGAAGUAGCUCGGAGAUCUCAUCCCUGGGAACCUGCUCAUUCUCCUACCAUGGCAGGGGGACUAUUCGCUAUCAACAAGGAAUACUUUGAGAAGCUAGGAACCUAUGAUCCCCAGUUUGAUAUCUGGGGAGCAGAGAACCUGGAGAUAUCCUUCAAGAUCUGGAUGUGCGGAGGAACGUUAGAGAUCGUUCCUUGCUCCCAUGUCGGACAUAUUUUCCGGAAAAGAUCUCCAUAUAAGUGGAGAUCCAAUACGAAUGUUCUAAAAAAGAAUUCUGUAAGGUUGGCAGAAGUUUGGAUGGAUGAAUAUAAGGAGUACUACUAUAGCCGGAUAAACCAUGAUCUAGGAGAAUACGGAGACGUAUCUAGUCGUAAAGCUCUGAGAGAGAGAUUGAACUGUAAAUCCUUCAAGUGGUACCUGGAUACAAUAUUCCCAGAGUUAUUUAUACCCGGAGAUUCUGUAUCAAGCGGAGAUAUUUCCAACCCACAAUCCAACACUUGUUUAGAUUCGGGUGUUGGUCCGAACGAUCUGAUGAAACCUGUAAAACUAUGGCCCUGUCAUCAUGAGGGUGGAAACCAAUACUGGAUGAUGUCGAAGAAAGGAGAAAUAAGACGAGAUGAAGGUUGUUUAGAUUACGGAGGAUUAGAGGUUAUUGUGUAUCCCUGCCAUGGAGACAAGGGUAAUCAAUGGUGGAUAUAUGAUGAGGAGAAGAAAAGAUUGAAGCAUAAACUCACACAUAAAUGCCUGACAGUAGGCGAGGAAAGAAUUAGAUUAAAAAUGAUUGAUGAAGAUUGUGUUGGGAUAAAGUCUCUACCGGACAAAGUUCUUCUUAAAAUCUUCAGUUUUAUUCCACAAAAGUACAUGGUGGCGGUUUGCUCCCGGGUAAACAGGAAAUGGAAAACUAUAUCUCAGGAUUCAAGACUGUGGACCUUUGUGUCAUUAAGACCGGAGAUAUCAGGGUUAAAUAUUCCCAGUAUUGAGUUCCUAGUUAAUCUCAUUCAUCGUAGGUUUGGAACUAAUCUGAGAUACCUAGAGCUUCCCUGUGAUCUCAUAACAAUUGAGGUUCUCCAUGAGCUAUCUCAGCGGUGUCCUAACCUAACCCAUCUCCUAUUGGAUUUCUCACAUGGAGCUCAGUUAGCGGACUUCUCAGGACUCUCAGCCUUCCCCACCAAGAUUAGAUACCUUUGCUUUUGUCUGAGUGAAACCAUUUUCCUGGACAAUUUUAUGAAAAAGAUUUAUAAUUUUAUAAAUGGAACGGAAUCUCUUCAUUUGUAUGGUACAUAUGAGCAGGGUGAAGAAGAGGAAGGAGAAGUUUAUGAAGUUCUGAAUAUAAGAUCUCUGAAGCAAGCAACUCCGAACCUCAGUGUGAUAAACCUGUGGGGAGUCAGCUUUGUUGAUGAUGCUCAUAUAGAAGCUUUUAGUUCCAACUGUAUCCAGACACUUAUAAAUAAUUAAAUUCGAUAUUUUUGUUUGAAUCUGAAUAAAUUUCAGGGUGGUAGUUUGAAGAUAUUACUUCAGCGGUGUAAACAUCUCAGAUGUUUAAUGUUGAAACAGACUGGUCUCUCCGGAGAUCUAGUUCAACAGGCAGAGUGGGAGAAAGCGACUUCUUUAAGGGAGCUGGAUAUAUCUUCCACUGAUCUAUCCAGUCCUGUAAUCCAGGAUAUAUUGACCCGUAUACCAGGACUAACCUGGCUAGCUGCAGGUCAACUAGAUGGGAUGAAUGACGAGGUUCUGAUCAGCUGGCUGGAGAGU